AUGAAGCUGUUGGUCCUGUUCACUUCUCUGGUUGCCAGUGCCUAUUCCUGUGGGAAGCCGGCCGUGCCCCCGACUGUGAGUCGUGUGGUGGGCGGGCAGGAGGCCACACCUAACAGCUGGCCCUGGCAGAUCAGUCUCCAGCACCAGAUGGGUGAUGUCUGGUUCUCUUCCUGUGGAGGCACUCUCAUCUCACGUGACUGGGUUCUUACUGCUGCCCACUGCAUCAAUCGGAGCUACAGAUACAGGGUCCUGCUGGGUAAACACCGUCUCAGUGUGGAGGAGGAGGGAUCAAUGACUGUUCCAGUGGCCAAGAUCAUCGUCCAUCCCGAAUACAACGACCACCUCACCCGUAAUGACAUCGCCCUGCUCUGGCUGGACCACACUAUUGAGCUGUCUGAUACGGUGCAGCCCGCAUGUCUGCCCCCCUCCGGCCUCAUCUUGCCCCACCAGGCUUCCUGCUACGUCACUGGCUGGGGACGCCUGUCCACCAAUGGCGACGGCUCAGACACGCUGCAGCAGGCGCUGCUUCCUGUGGUGGAAUAUGACAUCUGCAAGCAUCCCGACUGGUGGAGCUUCCUGCUCACCGACAAGAUGGUGUGUGCAGGCGGAGAUGGAACCGUCGGCUCCUGCAUGGGAGAUUCCGGCGGCCCCCUGAACUGCCAGAACUCCGAUGGAAUCUGGGAAGUGCACGGAAUCGUGAGCUUUGGCGCUCCUUCCUGUAACCAGGUCCAGAGACCCUCCGUGUUUACUAGGGUCAGCGCAUAUGUGUCCUGGAUCAACAAUAUUAUGAGCCAGUACCCUUAAGAGGAAUACUCCACCCAGUGCCCUCCACCACCAUCUGGCAGUCUUUGUUACUCCACCCAGUGCCCUCCACCACCAUCUGGCGGUCUGUGUUACUUUGAUGAUGUCAGCAGUAAAGUGCCAAUAAAGUGCUUGCGUUCUGAA
Molecule: messenger RNA, 945 nt
Organism: Sardina pilchardus (European sardine)
Lineage: Eukaryota; Metazoa; Chordata; Actinopteri; Clupeiformes; Clupeidae
Product: chymotrypsin-like elastase family member 2A
Exons: 8
Coding region: 1-804 (267 amino acids)
Biological process (GO): proteolysis
Molecular function (GO): serine-type endopeptidase activity
Source: RefSeq, a predicted model, not a curated record